AAGCGGAAAUGCCUUUCAAGACAACUUCCGGAAGAGGUCGUCAUGGCUUCCCGUGAGGAGGUACUUGCCUUACAGGCUGAAGUUGCCCGACGUGAGGAGGAAUUGUAUUCCCUGAAGCAGAAGCUGGCGGCUGCCCUUUUGGCGGAGCAGAAACCGCAGCCGCAACGGCUGGUUCCGGUGUCGCCGCUGCCGCCAAAGGCUGCUCUGUCCCGAGAUGAGAUUCUGCGCUAUAGCCGGCAGCUAGUGCUGCCGGAGCUGGGCGUGCACGGACAGCUGCGCCUGGCGACUGCGUCCGUGCUAGUCGUGGGCUGCGGUGGGCUCGGCUGUCCACUGGCGCAGUACUUGGCAGCGGCUGGCGUGGGCCGCCUCGGCCUUGUGGACUAUGACGUGGUCGAGAUGAGCAACCUGGCCCGCCAAGUGCUGCAUGGCGAGGCACUGGCUGGCCAGGCCAAGGCCUUUUCGGCCGCCGCCUCUCUGCGCCGCCUCAAUUCGGAGGUGGAAUGCGUGCCGUACAAUCAGGCCCUUACGCCAGCCACUGCCCUAGACCUGGUCCGCCGAUAUGAUGUGGUGGCCGACUGCUCGGACAACGUGCCCACUCGCUACCUGGUUAAUGACGCAUGUGUGCUGGCGGGUCGGCCUCUCGUGUCUGCCAGUGCCUUGCGCCUCGAGGGCCAAAUCACAGUCUACCAUUAUGACGGUGGGCCUUGCUAUCGCUGCAUAUUCCCCCAGCCACCCCCAGCGGAGACAGUGACCAACUGCGCGGACGGCGGGGUGCUCGGUGUGGUAACUGGGGUCCUGGGCUGCCUGCAGGCCUUGGAAGUGCUGAAAAUCGCUGCGGGUCUGGGCCCCUCUUACAGUGGCAGCCUGUUGCUCUUUGAUGCCCUGAGAGGGCAUUUCCGCUGUAUUCGGCUGCGGAGUCGCAGGCUUGACUGUGCAGCUUGCGGAGAACGGCCCACUGUGACUGAUCUGCUGGACUAUGAAGCCUUCUGUGGCUCCUCAGCCACCGAUAAAUGCCUCUCCCUGCAGUUACUGAGCCCAGAGGAGCGUGUUUCCGUCACCGACUAUAAGCGACUUCUGGAUUCUGGGGCAUCCCAUCUGUUGCUGGACGUCAGGCCUCAGGUCGAGGUAGACAUCUGUCGUUUGCCUCAUGCCCUACACAUCCCUCUGAAACAUUUGGAACGCAGGGAUGCGGAGAGCCUGACACUCUUAGGAGAAGCAAUCCGGGAAGAGAAGCGGCGUACACAAGAAGGGGCUGCUCUCCCCAUUUAUGUGAUUUGCAAACUGGGAAAUGACUCACAGAAAGCCGUGAAGAUCCUCCAGUCCUUAUCAGCAGCUCAAGAGUUAGACUCUUUAACAGUCCGGGAUGUUGUGGGGGGCCUCAUGGCCUGGGCUGCUAAAAUUGAUGGAACAUUUCCACAGUACUAAGGUGACUGGUAUAGUUUGACGGGGAAGAUAUGAAUAUACAGGAGAUGUAAUAUACAGGAGCUGGAGAUUGUACAGUAUCUGUGAAUACAUGGACUCCUUUUUUAUAAGGAAUUUAAAAAAUUGUUAUGUAUUGGAUGACUUAUUAAUGGAUUAUACUGUUUCUGAGAACCAUCAUUUUUUUUUUUUCCAGCACAUGGAGGGUGUCUCGAACAUGUGAGAUAUAACGUGACAGGAUUUUGUAUUUUAAACUGCAGAUCAUUGACCUGUCCUUAUUUUCCAUUUCCCCCAGUCAAAAUGCUUUCUAAAUAAUUUUAUACCUGGAAUUAAGGUGCAGUAAACUUAGUCUUAUCAAAUUGAUCACAGAGCAUAUACUUAGGGUCGGUUUACUGUUUAGUUAAGAAAUUAUUGGAUCUUGGCUGGGUGUGGUGGCUUCACGCCUGUAAUCCCAGCACUUUGGGAGGCCAAGGUGGGCAGAUCACUUGAGGUCAGGAGUUCGAGACCAGCCUGACCAACAUGGUGAAACCCCUUCUUUAUAUUAAAAAAGAAAAAAAAAAUUAUUGAUCUUAUUAAUAUUUCAGAUGAUAGAAUACAUGCUACAAAAGUACAUGUUUAAAAUGUAAAUUGUUAUAAUUAUUUAGAAAGGGGGGUCAUUCUAUUUGGCAUUUUGAAUUAGUGUCAAAAUGAGAUGUUUAAAAUUUGCCAAAAUAAAGGAAGCCACCUUUGUAGUCUGUCAGUGCCUCUUACAAAUUGCUCCUGUUUUAUAAAAGUUAGCUUCAGAGUCCACCUUAUGUUGCACAUACAUAGAACAUUUUCUAAAUUGGUUUGACCUGCUUUGGAAUCUUAAAGUCCAAGUCCCAACCCUUUGCUGCUUCCCUUUUAACUUGCCUUUUCUAUUUGGAUUUAAUCUUUUUUGUUCCAGCAUUUUAUACGAAUGUAAAAUGUGUUUUUAUGUUUGUUUACUUUACAUUUUCAUAAAAUGGUAGGUAGAGUCUCCCCAACUUCCAAUAUAGACAACAAAAUUUAAGGUAAAAAUUUGAUUUGUGAGUGCCUGUCAGUGGCCGGUUGAACUAAUGGCCUGUGAAAAGGGCACCCGUUCCCUCACAGGUUGCGGCAUGCAGGCCCAUAAUCAUCCAUUGUUGUUGUUGAAGAGUAGCAGAAAUCACAGAUGUAACUGCAAAGUCUUUGUAUCUCCGUCAACAAUUAGAAAAAAAAGCUUAAAAGCAUUAUAGGCCAGAAAAAACCCUCUGCAGACCAGAUUUACUCACCAAUUUGAAAUCUGUGAUACAGAAUCUGUUUUAGUAUAAGAGGGUGGUAUUUAACAAUCAAAUUCAAAAUUAGUCAUCAAGUUUUAACUAUGAAAUAUUGUAACUAAUUGUUUGAACAGGUAUAUUUAAAGUAUAGUAUACCCUUCUCUUAUAAAGAUGAACAGGGCCUCUUAUGACUGUUUCAAGGAGUUAUGGAAGUAAAUGACUGAGACCUAGAGUGGA
Molecule: messenger RNA, 2912 nt
Organism: Sapajus apella (tufted capuchin)
Lineage: Eukaryota; Metazoa; Chordata; Mammalia; Primates; Cebidae
Gene: MOCS3
Product: molybdenum cofactor synthesis 3
Exons: 1
Coding region: 43-1425 (460 amino acids)
Biological process (GO): tRNA wobble position uridine thiolation; protein urmylation
Cellular component (GO): cytosol; cytoplasm
Molecular function (GO): URM1 activating enzyme activity; adenylyltransferase activity; thiosulfate-cyanide sulfurtransferase activity
Source: RefSeq, a predicted model, not a curated record